Molecule: messenger RNA, 1814 nt
Organism: Phlebotomus argentipes
Lineage: Eukaryota; Metazoa; Arthropoda; Insecta; Diptera; Psychodidae
Product: lipase 3-like
Exons: 7
Coding region: 117-1580 (487 amino acids)
Biological process (GO): lipid metabolic process
Source: RefSeq, a predicted model, not a curated record
AGUGUGCACUAGAAAGUGAAGCCAGAAAGACGCUUCCUUGAGUUUCCCUCGAGUCCGGUGACAAUUGACUUGCACAUGCUGUAUUUUUUGUGAACUUACUGUGCUGCAGUGGAAAAAUGAGACAUCUCCUUGUGCUGCCCUUAGUGAUUAUUAUCCUACUUAGUGCUAAGCCUCUUAAUGGAGACAGUAUCUUUGGGUUUUGGUCUCGUCUCAUGCCGGACUCGUCGUCCGUGGAGACAACGGCCGAACCCCCAAAGUCAUCGAGGGAGAGUUUCGCCAUGAUGGAGUCAAUUGAGGCAAUCUCCACCGAAUCUGUGGGUCAAAUUGGCGAGAUUAGUAAAAUUUGGAAUCCUCUAACAUGGUUCCAAUCCGGCGAAAAGGAAAAGCCGCUACCCUUCAAUUUGGAUUCCGAACUGGGGACAGCGGAGAUAAUCCGGCGGCACGGGUAUCCUUCGGAGGCCCACACCGUGCAGACUGAGGACGGGUACUUGCUGACUAUCCACCGAAUUCCCUGCGGUCGGUCCGGGUGGACGAGCUGUCUGGCGCAGGGGCGCGGACGCGGUCGCGCCGUGAUUGUCCAGCACGGGCUUCUGGGCAGCUCGGCCGAUUGGGUGCUCAGUGGCCCUGAAAAUGGGUUAGCCUUCCUCCUGGCCGACGUGGGAUAUGACGUGUGGAUAGGAAAUGCCCGUGGCAACACAUACUCCGACCGCCACAGCACCCUGAGGAAGGAAGAUAGUAAAUUCUGGGACUUUAGCUGGCACGAAAUGGCCAAGUACGACAUUCCUGCUGUUAUUGAUUACAUUCUCGAAGUGAAGAACACCGAAAGCAGAAGGUAUUCCAAUGAUACAGUCAGAUACAGGGAAGUCUUAUAUGUCGGCCAUUCAAUGGGCACCACUAUGGCUUUUGCUAUGCUAUCAAUGCGACCGGAAUAUAAUAGUAAAAUCAAAGCAAUUUUUGCACUAGCACCAGUUGCAUUUAUGGCGCACGUCAAGAGCCCUUUGAGAUUGAUCGCGCCAUUCUCGAAAGACUUGGAGUGGCUAAUUAAAUUCAUGGGAAAUGAGUUUCUGCCAAAGAAUAAAAUCAUAAAAUUCCUGGCCAAAUAUGGAUGCGAGAUGAAUAAUGUGGAGCGCUACAUAUGUGAGAAUAGCAUUUUCGUCUUGUGCGGUUUCGACACGGCGCAAUACAAUACGAAUCUCACCCCCGUGAUCUUCGCCCACGCGCCCGCUGGCGCUUCCACGAAGACGUUGGUCCACUACGCCCAGGAGAUCCACGAGAGGGGCGACUUCAAGCGCUUCGACUACGGCCGCCGGGAGAACGAGGCGCGCUACGGACAGGCGACACCCCCGCUCUACAAUGUGACCAACAUAUCGGCCCCGGUGGCAUUGAUUUAUGCGACCAACGAUUGGCUCGCUGGACCUCAAGACGUGGAAAUUCUGCACAAGAAGCUGCCCAACUCCAUCGGCAUGUUCAAAGUGCCCUUUGAGGACUUCAACCACUUAGACUUCAUGUGGGGACUCGACGUGAAGCGCCUCGUCUACAUCGAUCUGAUGGAGAUGAUGGAGAAGUAUCGGCCGACGUGAACACCUCGCAGGCAUAUCAACUUUCGCUGUUUGAUUACUUAAUCAACUUCAAAGUACUGUGUUAUGAAAAACAUGGCUUCAUGAGCGCAUGAAUGAUUGAGAAAGGCUCGGUGGUUCAUCAUCAGAUUAAGAGAAUCAUCCUUAUAGAAGUUUAAUAUAAUUUUAUUGCCGUUUAUGUGAAAUGUAUUUACGGAGAGCUAGACAAAAUACUCGAAAUAUGAAAUAAAGUUAAAA